AACGAAGAGGAGAAUCCAGGCGGUGUGGAGUCUCAGGUGCCUUUGUCAGGAGGCUGCGGAAGGAGUGUAUUUUGGGAAUUUAAGAAAGGGGAAGCCCAUGAGAAGAAGGGGAAAAGUUAUCUUGGAGAAAGAUGGACUAGCCCAACUUCCUACAUAGAAAUCCUUGGAGGUGCUCAAGACUCUGCGGCCCACCAGGGACCCAGUCCCUAUAACAAGGAGCACGGGAAUAUCCUUACGGCAAGGCCCUCCAACCUCAUUACCCGGCAGAGACUUCAUAGGAGCAAGAAGCUCCACCGGUGUGCCGAAUGCGGGAGAGGCUUUGGUGUCUUUUCAAACCUCAUCCGCCACCAGAGGACCCACAUUGGGGGAAAACCCCACAAAUGUCCCGAUUGCGGGAAAGGGUUCGGACACAGCUCGGCCCUCGUCACUCACCGGCGUAUCCACACGGGGGAAAAGCCGUACGCGUGCAACGAGUGUGGGAAAAGCUUCAACGUGGUGUCCAACCUCCUGCGGCACCAGAGGAGUCACACGGGAGAGAAGCCUUACCAAUGCCCUGACUGUGGGCGCUGCUGCAGCCAAAGGUCUCACCUGAUCACCCACCGGCGCCUCCACACCGGGGAGAGGCCUUACCAGUGCCUGGAGUGCAGGAAAAGCUUCAACGUUAGUUCUGACCUGAUCAAGCAUCGGAGAAUCCACACGGGCGAGAGGCCCUACGAGUGCCGUUACUGCGGGAAGCGCUUCAGCGGCAGCUCCAACCUCAUCACGCACCAGAGGCUCCACACUGGCGAGAAGCCCUACGUCUGCCCCGAGUGCGGCAAAAGCUUCACAAUCAGCUCCAAGCUGAUCACCCACCAGCGAAUCCACGCGGCAGAGAAGCCGUUCGAUUGCACAGACUGUGGGAAAAGUCGCACUGAAAGGCCCUGCCUCGCCAGGAACCAGCCGAGCCCCUACCGCCGGGAGAAACGCUUCAAAUGCAUUGACUGCGGGAAGAGCUUUACCACCAGCUCCUACCUCAUCACCCACCAGCGGAUCCACACGGGGGAGACCCCCUACAUCUGUGGGGACUGUGGGAAAAGCUUCACAGUUAUCUCCAACCUGGCCAGGCACCAGAGGAUCCACACGGGCGAGAAGCCCUACAAGUGCCCAGACUGUGGCAGGAGCUACAACCAGCGGGCCCACCUGACGACACACCUGAGAGUCCACACAGGGGAGAAACCUUACGUCUGCUCCGACUGUGGGAAGAGUUUCAAUGUCAACUCGUCCCUCACCAAGCACCGGAGAAUCCACACUGGCGAGAAGCCCUACAUGUGUCCCGACUGUGGGAAAACUUUCAGCCAGAGCUCCAACGUCAUCACUCAUCAGAAGCUCCACCACAGUGGUAGCCUCCUUGGCGGCCCCAUCAGGGACCCAACAGGAUCCAAAGCAAAAGAGAAACCGGAGGCAGAUCGCCCCAUCGUCCAUGUUAGCACAGCUGGAGACGUUCCAACAGAAACGGGUCCCCAGGACACUGAACGGGCACCAGAUGAGGUGGCUUCAAUAGAGACCAAACAGACAACCCCCGGGGAGGCUCCUCGAAAAGCUCAACAGGUACUGGAGGAGGUGGUCCUGCCAGAGACUGAUCAGGCUCUGGAGGAAAGGACCCAGCAGCAGGACUUCCAGAAGGCAGCCAAAUCUCGGAGGAAACCUCUGGUGCCUACCCGGUGGGAUAACACAAAAACAUUUCAGACCUCCUUCCAGAGAACAGCUGACGCCGUCCACAGGGCUGAAGAAGACAGGGUGACUCGAACUCCGACAGAUCUCAGCGGAGAAGCUACAGAAGCCUACAGCAGCUUGGGCCCCUCCCGGCAAACAAAGGAUGAGCUCCUGGAUGGAGAGGCCAUCCGUCUGGAGCUACGGCGCCAGCAGUUCAGGCAGUUCUGCUACCUGGAGGCUGAGGGGCCCCGGGAGGUUUGCAGCCAGCUCCGGGACCUUUGCUACCGAUGGCUGCAGCCAGAGAGACACACCAAAGAGCAGAUCUUGGAGUUCCUGAUCUUAGAGCAGUUCUUGGCCAUUCUGCCGCAGGAAAUGCAGCUCUGGGUCAGGAAAUGGGACCCGGAGACCUGUGCCCAGGCCGUGACCCUGGUGGAGGUUUUUGCCUUGAAACUGCAAGAGAAGGAGAGAUGGGACCAGCAGGUGCCAGGCCCACUGGAAAAGGUGGCAGCGAAUUUCUCCAAAGCAAACCCCUUGAAAAUGCAGCUGUACAUGGUGGCCAUGCAAGAGGGUGAAAGGAUAGCCAGUUUGCUGGCAGGUGAUGUCCACAUGAGUGAGAACAAAGAAGCGAAUCUUCAGCCAGAAGGACCAGAGCAAGUGGAUCCCAACCAGGUGUCGCUGGAAAAGGGCAAAGCAAAAGUCUUCCUGUUUCCCAAGAUGGAAGGAGUGCCUGAAAGUCAGCAAGCAGUGAAAGACUGUGAGAUUACUGGAAUGGAAGAGACGUCUGGAAAUCAGUGGCAACAGGGAAACCACCCAGAACAGGCAGUGGAAAAAAACUAUCUUUCUGAAAGGGAGAAAAGUUUAAGUGAAAGCACUUUGCAAGAGGGACUUGACCUAGAUAGGAGAAAAAGGACAGGAAUGGAGAGUGGGAAAAGCUCCAAUCAGAGUGCUGACCCUCUUAAAAACUUGAAUGUCCAGACUGGGAAAAGGCCAUACAAGUGCUCCUAUUGUGGGAAAAUCUUCAACCAUGCCUCAGCCCACUUGGUCCAUGAGAGGAUCCACACGGGAGAGAAACCAUAUAACUGCCUGGAGUGUGGGCAGAACUUCAGUCGCAGAUCACACCUUACCAGACACCACAGAAUCCACACAGGGGAGAAACCGCAUACCUGCUCCAAGUGCGGGAAGAACUUCAGUCGGAGAUCACACCUUAUUGAGCAUGAGAGGACCCAUACAGGAGAGAAACCAUUUGCAUGCUCCACCUGUGGGAAAAGUUUCAAUUACCGGUCCCUCCUCAAAGAACACUCAAGGAUCCACACAGGAGAGAAGCCAUACAAAUGCUCAGACUGUGGAAAGAGCUUCAAUCGAAGAGAGAGCUUUAUCAUCCAUGAGCGGACUCACACAGGGGAGAAGCCAUAUGAGUGCCUAGACUGUGGGAAAAGAUUCAGUCAGCGAUCAAACAUUACUACCCAUGAGAAAACUCACAUGGGAGAGGGAAAAUAUAAAUGUGCAGAGUGCGGGAAAAGCUUCUGCAAUUCCACUAGCCUCCUUAGACACCAGAAAAUCCAUGCAGAGGAAAAGCCAUGUUAAAACAUUCAAAUGCGCAGGAACAAGGACACAAGGUGGUCUUUGCAGUACUGGGACACUUCAAAUGGCAGGUGACAGGUCACAUGACUGAGGGCACUCCAUGAUAACAAGUAAAACAACCUUGCAUGUUGAAAGCUAGCAUUUCAGGGAAAUAAGUUUUAGCCUAGCCACUUCCUUCAUGGGCAGAGGAGCAUCCCAGGCCUAUACCGUGAUCUUCCUGCCCAUUUGAAUCCAAAUUUACUAAAAGGGAAAGCUCUGUAAGUAGCCUGAGGUUAGACUGUAAGAAGGAAAACAUAGUAGUGAAACUAUUCACAAUGGACUGGUAAGGAAAAUGUCAGUGUAUAAAACAACAACCUCCAAGCUGUAGAAACAUCUUGAUCCAGUUCCACUGACCUUGUGCCCCCAUGUUGUUACAAUGUCAGCUAUGGAAGACAAAGAUCAGCACUCAUAAGCCAUGCUGUAGUGCGAGAACUGAGGCAGAUCUCUGAUGCUGUUGUCUUUGAUGGGACCAGACCCUUCCAUGCUAACUCCCAUCAUACUGACCACCAGAAAACCUGGUUCAGGUGCUGAAUAUGGCGUGAACUGUCCUGGUGUUUUCUGCCUGCCCAAUUAUGCACUAGUAAAAUAGCAAGGAAAUGUCCCUGAGCUAUUGAGAAACUUUAUUUUAUGUCUACAUAUGCAAUUGCCAAUAGGUUAUGUGAUGUC
Gekko japonicus is the source of this 3978-nucleotide messenger RNA. Its product is annotated as zinc finger protein 850-like. The annotation marks the transcript as partial. NCBI's taxonomy places the organism in Eukaryota, Metazoa, Chordata, Lepidosauria, Squamata, Gekkonidae. Gene Ontology annotation, molecular function: RNA polymerase II cis-regulatory region sequence-specific DNA binding; DNA-binding transcription factor activity, RNA polymerase II-specific. The record is from RefSeq and is a predicted model, not a curated record. The transcript is spliced from 4 exons. Gene Ontology annotation, biological process: regulation of transcription by RNA polymerase II.